Trypanosoma brucei brucei TREU927 is the source of this 1437-nucleotide messenger RNA. RefSeq names its product fructose-6-phosphate2-kinase, putative. Gene Ontology annotation, cellular component: cytosol. The record is from RefSeq and is a predicted model, not a curated record. The transcript has a single exon. The coding region runs from base 1 to 1437 and encodes 478 amino acids. Gene Ontology annotation, biological process: fructose 2,6-bisphosphate metabolic process. NCBI's taxonomy places the organism in Eukaryota, Euglenozoa, Kinetoplastea, Trypanosomatida, Trypanosomatidae. Gene Ontology annotation, molecular function: 6-phosphofructo-2-kinase activity; fructose-2,6-bisphosphate 2-phosphatase activity; ATP binding.
AUGACUCAGUCAACGAUCCCUUUGCAAAGUAACAUCAAAAUUAGUGAUCGACUCGAGGAGAAUUCGAUUGACUUCUGUCGUUUUGUCGGACCAUUUAAUCGAGCAGAUGAGUACGCUUUUACCGCCCCUCCCUGGUGCCAGAGGGAAGGCAGCGAGAAUGUGCCUGGAAGUAGUUUAAGUACUUCUGUGAGCGCAGUGUUUGUCCUGGUGAGCUCCCCCCCGAACUGCGGUCUGGUGGCGCGGUUCUUCUGCACGAAACUCCUUCACUAUCUUCUUUGGUGUUAUAAGGACGCUGCUUUUUUUCUUGCCGGCCCCUCGCCGCGGGAUUUUAACGUCUAUCGACAUGAAGAUGAUGCUGCUGCGUGGAGGAAAUGCAUGGAAACGUGUUUGGCAAAAUCGCUCGAGCACGUCGAGUCAGCUCGAAAGCGCGGUACCUUAACGGAACCGGUGGUAAUAGUCCUAGCGGACUGCGAGUCACAGGCGGCAUACGAUACAGUGCACAAAAUGCUUGGGAGCAUGGAAAACCUUUUCGUGCGCCAUAUCUGGUUUGGGGAUAGUUGGAGGGAAAGCAAUCCAGUGGAUUGCAGCUAUAUUAACGUAUGUUUAAGGCAACCCGCUUACCGUCUGACUAAGUGCCGUGGAAGUAGCACCUGUGCAAAAAUAACGAGUUACCUCAACAGUUGCCUUCCGACGCUCCACCAUAUUCAUCUUCACGAGCCUCUGUCCGGAUCCCCCGAGGAGACACUGCGGUCGGGGUGUCCGCUCUUCUUUACACGGCAUGGGCAGUCGGAGUACAAUUUGGAGGAUCGCCUCGGUGGAGACCCGGACAUUACGCCUCUGGGUGUGGACGAUGCGCUGACGUUGGCGGAGUUUUUUCGCGAUCAGGUGGUGCGGAACCCCCGGCUCUUUGCGACAAGAGAUUCGAUAUGGGAUGAAACGGAGGGAUUUGAGGUUUGGUGUAGCCAGUUGAAGCGUACGAGGCACACAGCGCAACCUUCAGCCGACGUUCUCACGAAUGGAAACUUAAAGGCAUUUAAAAUGCUAAACGAGAUUCACGCCGGUGUGUGUGAAGACAUGACAGCCAACGAGGUAAAGGAGCAGUACCCGAGUAUCCAGUUUUUCCGUCACACAGAUAAGGCUGGGUUCCGUUACCCCAACGGCGAAUCUUACCACGAUCUGAAACGCCGGCUGGUACCUAUCCUGUAUGACCUUAAUGCUACACGCAAAGGAAUAUUAGUUGUUGCUCACCAAGCCGUGUUGCGAGCGAUACUUUCAUUCUUUGGAGGCCCGCCGGUAGAGGAGGCGGUUCACAAGCCCUGUGCCCAUCGGGCCGUAUGGUGUUGUACGUACAACAGGUUGGGGGAGCCACGUUUAUCGACCAUUACGUUGCGGCCCCGCUUGCAGUCAUCCACCGAGGCGAGCACCUCCGUCGGGUGA